Messenger RNA from Drosophila bipectinata, 3376 nucleotides. It is a transcript of the gene eco, whose product is annotated as Establishment of cohesion. Gene Ontology annotation, biological process: mitotic sister chromatid cohesion. NCBI's taxonomy places the organism in Eukaryota, Metazoa, Arthropoda, Insecta, Diptera, Drosophilidae. Gene Ontology annotation, cellular component: chromatin; nucleus. Gene Ontology annotation, molecular function: protein-lysine-acetyltransferase activity. The record is from RefSeq and is a predicted model, not a curated record.
GAUUUCAAAGGUUUUAUUCGUUUUUAAUAUAUUGUUUUGAAUAUUAACAGAGGUGUGAAGGAAGUAACUAUGAAAUUACUUCUCUCUUAUGAAUCCCGCUUCUCCUUGUUAGGAAUGAAGUUACGAAUCAACGUUCUAUUAAGCGAAAGUGUGUUGGAAAACAGGCGCGAAAUAAGUAUUUGGUUACGUCGAUCGCAACACUAGGCAGCUAAAAAAAGCGGGAUUAUCAAUAUUUGGACAAAUUUAAGAAUAAAUUUGAAAACAUAGCGAGAAAAAAUGGAAACGCCGACGGGUAGUGGGCACCCACAUCGCCCCACCCGCACGGCAACGCCGCGCCUCUCGGAACGCAAGCGCCAACUAUUUAGCAGUCUUGUCUCCAAACUGCGAAAGAUCCCUGACGAGGAGAAUGGAGACACGGAUACACUUGGCGUUUCACCUUUAAAGCCUCACGCGGCUGUUAACAGGGACAGGCGGAGCCUUUUUGUGCCCAACGAGUCGGAAGGAAGCUCUGGGAACUCCAGCAGCCCAGAAACCAACAAGGAGAACAAAAGAUUGACUCGUGGCGUCUUAAAAGAAGGAGAAGAUGGAGGUGUAGUCGUGGCUGGAACCGAGGAGCACCUGCCGCUCUUAUUUACUACGACAAUGCGUCUGAACAGCUUCAGUAGCAGUAGUCACAACAGCAGUCCAAAGACACCAAAGAAUCACAAGCAGCAAGCGGAUUCCUCCAUGUCGUCGCCCUCAGAAGUCGAAUCCUCACCAAAUGUUGUACUAAGAAGGUCGAGUAGACGAAAGACGCGUGCCUUCAAAAAACAACUGUAUUCUGAGGACGGGGUGAUUGUGAUCAAGGAUUCCUCGAUCCAACCUUCAAAGCAGGCUAAUACCUUGGAAUCAGCUUUGAAACCAAUUAAGAAAAGUGCCAAUAAGGAGGCAGGAAAGGUGAAAAGUAUUGCCGUGGAAACCCAAACAUCAAAUUCUUCAACUCGGUUUGCUAAGAGCAGCCGUGAAUCUUCCGUAUGUGUUAUUGAAACAGCUCAAGGUAUCCCAGAGAUCAUCAAAAGUCGCAGUAAUAGUCCAAAAUUAUUUCUCGAGAUACCAAAACUGGAUACGGAGAAUGAUUUGAGGGCGCAAAAAACUCAAAAGCGCAUUGCUAUGACUCCAACCUCUAGUGAUUCUGACUCAAGAUCCCCACAGAGCAAGCUGCCAAAGUUAAACCUCGAGAGCAGCAUUCCUACAAUGUCGUUCUAUUCUCAGAGAAAAUCCGGUCCUUCAGAUACCAUGCACUCUGUCAGCACUCCCAAAAGUUCAAAGCGUUAUGAAAUAGUGAAACCGAAGGCUCGGACGUCGCCAACUUCCCGACAUCGUUUGAAUAUUAACAAGGGAGUACAUCACAAGAUACGAAAAAAACCAUUGCUUAACCGAAUGGCCCACACCGAUCUGAAUCACAUCCUCAAAUCGCUUAACAACGAGAGGCUUAGAAACCUGAUAACGACUAAGCAAGAAGAGCGUGCAAAAGUAGAGGAAGUGCAUCAAAUCCUUCGAAAUGCUCGCGAUCCUAUUAAGAUGGCAAAACCGCUCAGUGUGAUAUCGGCUGACGAUGCUAAUAACAAUAAUAACGUAUGGCAGCAGAUCGAGGACGAUUUCUCGGACCUCAGCGAUGAGGAGACAAAGCAGACGAGCAUAGAACUCGAGGCUAUGGAGCCGAUCAUUCCGCUGAUUCGCCACGAAGCCCCCAAAACCUCACCUGCUUCGGAGACCGUGGACUUAAGCAAGCGAAAGUUCUUCAAAUCGGGACGCCGGAGUAGCACCUGCAUGGAGGUCAAGAUCACGGACAAUAUUCGAGCCAGCGUGAGUCAGGGAAAGAUAGCAUUGAUCCAGGCUCCACGCCGAAAGCCGAGAGGAGUGCGAGUGAAAUCAGCAACUAUAUUCUCCGCAGAACAAGCCACCGUAGAUGCGAUCCUUAAGAAUCUAGAUGACUCGGUGGUCGGUGAUAUUGUCGAAUCUGAGCCCAUGGAUACGGAGACUGCCCCAAAAGUCAUUGAGUAUAUUGAACCCUUGGUUGAAGCCGAUUUUAAUCCAUUUUCUGCCUUUCGUGACCGAUUGCCCUUUCAAACUGAUGACCCUCAGAUAAUCGAACAGCAGAAAAUCUUAUUGGAGUUCCUCAUUAGUAACAACAUCUGCAAUGAGGAAAACUUUAGGAUUUUUAUUGAAGAUCCUGAUAAUCAUAAAGAGGAGGCCAACAAAAUAAUAGAUGAACUGUACAUGGUGGUGAAUAGCGAGGAAGCAGCACUCGCGGGUAUGUUGGCCGAGCCAACGGAUUUGCCUCAAGUGGAAACGUUGGAUUCACCAAUAGAUACGGAAGAACCUCACGAAGAAGCAGAAUCACAUGGUUUUCAAUCCACACAAAAAGAACCUUCCAGAAAUGAAGCUGGGAUCCAGCCUAAGCUUUUUCCAAUUUUUACGCAGCGAUUGCAGCCGGUUAUAAAACCAUCAACUCGUCGUAGGCCGGAAACUUACACAAAACUACUUAUGGCGGCAGCUGGUGGAACCAAUCAGUACCAGAUCGACGCUGGUCAGAAAGCUUUUGGGGCAAGGCAAUGCCAACAGUGCGGCUUAGUUUACACUGUUCACGAGCCGGAGGAGGAGCAGCUGCACCGCGACUAUCAUAACUCGAUUCAUGUGUUGAGAUUUAAGGGCUGGAUAGAUGAGGAUAUUGUAGCCGUUUACCCUGAUUGGUCUAGUGACGCUCGGAUUAUACGCAUAAACGAAAAUGCACCGUUAGCUCGGCUGGAUAGGCUCAAGGAACUCAUCGGUGUGGUAGACAAGGAGCUAGGAUACUCGUCUUAUAUUGUGCCGAAGGUUUUCGUGGCCUUCCUGGCUGUACGUAAGCAGCAAAUUGUGGGAUUCUGCCUGGUGCAGCCCCUAUCCCAGGCCCACCGCUUCAUCCACGUCGAUGGGACGGAUUACUUUAGCGAGGAGACCUAUGAGGCUAAAUGCGGUGUAUCCCGAAUAUGGGUUUCUCCUUUGCACCGACGUUGCGGGAUUGCCAGUAAACUACUCCGAGCCGUUCAGUGUCACACAGUGCUUGGCCAAGAAAUUUUGAUGGAGCACAUAGCUUUUAGUACACCAACGGAUGAUGGACGAGCUUUAGCACGGAAGGUUACCGGUUUGGAUAACUUCCUUACCUACGAUCAGUGACCUGGAAAACACAUAGCAAAAUGGCUAUUGAAUAGCUGGAUUACUUUCUAAUUUCAGACCUGUAAUAGUUUUUAAUUUUUUCAAUGCGAGAUUGGAUAUAAUUUCUUUGUUUUCAAUGGAGGAGCCGAAUGUCUCCAAUAAUAUGCAAUACAUUUAUUUUGAUAUAUUUGUUUUUGAUAAA